Molecule: messenger RNA, 1095 nt
Organism: Cadophora gregata
Lineage: Eukaryota; Fungi; Ascomycota; Leotiomycetes; Helotiales; Ploettnerulaceae
Exons: 6
Coding region: 1-1095 (364 amino acids)
Cellular component (GO): cytoplasm
Molecular function (GO): phosphatase activity
Source: RefSeq, a predicted model, not a curated record
AUGCAUCUCCCCCUCUCCCUUCCUAUCUCCCUUCCCCUCCUCACCACCCUCCUCAGUCUGAGCAACACUGUCAUCUCAGCACCAGCACCAGCCCCCGAGCCAACAGCAGCACCAGUAGCUAUCCUCCCACGUAUCAGGGGAACGGAAUGGAUUAAUUAUACGACGUUGACGGGGUUCUUUUUGCAGGAUGAGGUGGAUACUGUGCCCGGGGGGUUUGAUUAUUCAACGACCAAUUUUGGUCUCAUAAACCGUACAUACCCCACUGAUGAUGAGAACAGACCUGGAUGGACGCAAUGGCAAAAGUUCGAGCACUACGUCUGGCGCCUCAACCGCGGAAGCGGGAGAAAUGUCCAGUACAAAGUGUUGUACCUUGGACGCCAUGGUGAGGGGUAUCAUAAUGUUGCUGAGAGCUAUUAUGGAACGCCACUUUGGAACUGCUACUGGUCCCUACAAGACGGAAACGGCACAUCUGUCUGGGCCGAUGCGAAGGUAACCCCCAACGGCGUUGCUCAAGCCGUCAAGGCAAAUGCUUUCUGGGCCAACGCCAUCCACACAACCAAAACCCCCCUCCCAGAAUCCUACUACAGCUCCCCCCUAACGCGCUGCCUCCAAACCGCCAACAUCACAUUCUCCACCCUCAACCUCCCCUCCGGCAAACGCUUCAUCCCAACCGUCAAGGAGUUCUUCCGCGAAGGCAUCAGCGGGCACACAUGCGACCGUCGCGGCACAAAAUCCUACAUUCAAUCCACCUUCCCUAACUACGUGACUGAGAAGGGAUUCACUGAGACCGAUGAGUUGUGGAAGCCCCUGCUUGCCGAGGUGAGAGAGAAUCAGGAUAUUAGGAGUAAGAAGGUACUUGAUGAUGUGUUUGCGAGUGAUGACGCGACAUAUGUUAGUGUGACGAGUCAUUCCGGGGAGAUUUCGAGUUUGUUGAGAGUUCUCAAGCACCGUGCCUUCUCUCUCGGCACAGGCCAAAUCAUUCCCGUUCUCGUCAAGGCUGAGACAAUCGCUGCUGGUGAGCCGGCUACGACCCCUCUUCCUUGGGCUACAAUCUCGACUUGCACGAGUCCGGCUGCUAGUACCCCAACUGCUUGA